AUGCCUUUGCUCAACAACUACCAGCCGUUCCCGCAGACCUUCCGUGCUACGAAAGAACAGGCACCACCUCCACUCCUGCACUACGCGGGAAUGAAGUAUAAUAAUCUAUCGAUGUGCCUCAACUCCAAAGGAAUCCGAUUUUCCGGAGAAAUGGAGAAAUGCAACGCAGAAACUCUUGCGCACAUAGAGUCCAGGCAUCAGUAUCUGGAAGAAGACUCCGGUGAAUUGUGGCAACGCUUUGUGACGAAAAAGUAUCCGGGGGAAGAACCGGAAGAUGGUGAUUCGUGGAAAGAGUUGUAUAGUUUCUUGGAAAAGGAAAGAGAGAAGAAGUUGAAGCAACUAAGCCAGCGUAUUGGAAAGCACCAUCAG
This is a messenger RNA of Cooperia oncophora, 369 nucleotides long. Lineage: Eukaryota; Metazoa; Nematoda; Chromadorea; Rhabditida; Trichostrongylidae. The record is from the annotation of a GenBank genome assembly.